AUGGCGGGCACACGGGCGCACGGCCGCCUCCUGCACUCGCUGCUCUGCCAGCUGUGCGGCAGUUGUGGCUGCAGCUCCUGCCAUGGGCUCCGCGUGUCCACGGGCACCCGCAUCCUUUACACGCUCCUGCAUGUCCUGGCCUCUGCCGUGUGCUGCCUCAUGCUGUCCCGCACUGUGGCCCAGACCGUCAGGGAGAAGGUGCCCUUCUCUGCUGUGCUGUGCGAGCACCUGCCCGGGGGCACGGACUGUGAGCGGCUGGUGGGCUCCUCGGCCGUCUACCGGGUCUGCUUCGGCACUGCCUGCUUCCACCUGGUGCAGGCUGCCCUGCUCCUCAACGUGCGCUCCAGCGCCGACUGCCGCGCUCAGCUCCACAACGGAUUCUGGCUCCUGAAGCUGCUGGUGCUGGUGGGGCUCUGUGCCGCCAGCUUCUUCAUCCCCGAGGACGGCUUCAUCCAAGCCUGGCACUACACGGGCGUCUGCGGGGGCUUCGCCUUCAUCCUCAUCCAGCUGGUGCUGAUCACCGCCUUCGCCCACACCUGGAACAAGAACUGGCUGACAGGCGCCGCGCAGGACAAGCGCUGGUACCUGGCCGUGCUUCUGGCCACCGCCGCCUUCUACACCCUCGCCUCCGCCGCCUUCUCCUUCCUCUACAAGUUCUACACCCACCCGGCCGCCUGCCACCUCAACAAGGCACUGCUCACCCUUAACGGCAGCCUCUGCGGCAUCAUGUCCUUCAUCUCCAUCACGCCCUGUGUGCGGCUCAGGCAGCCGCGGUCGGGGCUGCUGCAGUCCUCAAUCAUCAGCUGCUACGUGAUGUACCUCACCUUCUCCGCACUGUCCAGCCGCCCCCCAGAGAGAGUGCUCUACAAGGGGCAGAACCUCACCGUCUGCUUCCCGGGCGUCCGGCAGGAUGAGCUGCAGACAGAGGACACCACCGUCGCCGUCCUGGGGGCUGCCAUCAUGUACGCCUGCGUGCUCUUCGCAUGUAAUGAAGCUUCCUACCUUGCUGAGGUCUUCGGGCCCCUCUGGAUGGUCAAAGUCUACAGCUUUGAGUUUAAAAAACCCUCGUGUUGCUUCUGCUGCCCCGAGAAGAUGGAGGAGGAGCUGAGAGGUGGGUGCAGGGUGGGUGCAGCAACACACGCCCGGGUGCUUGUGUCCCAGCCCUGGGGGGCUGGCGAGGAGGGGGCGCAGGAGCCACCGUGCUCCUGUGCUCUCCCAGGCACCAAGCAGAUGUGCGAGCAAGUGGAGGAGACCAACGGGGCACAAUGCAUCGUCCAGGAUGAGCGAGACCGCGUGGUCUACAGCUAUUCAGCCUUCCACUUCGUCUUCUUCCUCGCCUCACUCUACGUCAUGAUGACCCUCACCAACUGGUUCAGCUACGAGAAUGCGGUGCUGGAGACCACCUUCACGCACGGCAGCUGGUCGACCUUCUGGGUGAAGGUGUCCUCAUGCUGGGCCUGUGUCCUGCUCUACCUGUGGCUGCUGCUGAGCCCCCUCUGCCUCCGCGGCUCCCCCCAGCACCGACGCAGCAGCCCGGCCCUGCGUGUCCUACGGCGACGUGCCCCACAGCGCAUCAGUGUCUCCACGUAGUCCCUGCUGGGACAGACUGUGCCUGGCACCUUGCGCGGCAGCAGCCGGGGCUGGUCCCUGCCAUGCCC
This is a messenger RNA of Chroicocephalus ridibundus (black-headed gull), 1658 nucleotides long. RefSeq names its product serine incorporator 4 (gene SERINC4). Gene Ontology annotation, cellular component: membrane. NCBI's taxonomy places the organism in Eukaryota, Metazoa, Chordata, Aves, Charadriiformes, Laridae. The record is from RefSeq and is a predicted model, not a curated record.